Chelonoidis abingdonii (Abingdon island giant tortoise) is the source of this 4886-nucleotide messenger RNA. It is a transcript of the gene DNAJC27, whose product is annotated as DnaJ heat shock protein family (Hsp40) member C27. Gene Ontology annotation, molecular function: GTPase activity; GTP binding. Gene Ontology annotation, biological process: phagosome-lysosome fusion. Gene Ontology annotation, cellular component: lysosome; late endosome; phagocytic vesicle. NCBI's taxonomy places the organism in Eukaryota, Metazoa, Chordata, Testudines, Testudinidae. The record is from RefSeq and is a predicted model, not a curated record.
CGCUCUCGCGAAAGUGCGAGAGACUAGGCGGAAGUCUCGCGCGAUCUCCCUCUGCCCGCGAGAAGAGGGGGCGAAAUCCCGACUCGGCCUCAGCAGAAUGGGGAGCGCUGUGUUUGAGGCGGUUGUUUCCCCUCCACUCAGGUGCAAAGCGGCAGCUUCCUGAGACGCUCCCGUCCCCUCGUGUGUUUAUGGGCAGAUUCGUCUCUCCUGGGGAUGGAGGCGAAUCUGCCGAAGCGAAAAGAAACGCGCAAGUCGCUGAGGAUCAAAGUCAUCUCCAUGGGCAACGCCGAGGUGGGCAAGAGCUGUAUCAUAAAGCGGUACUGUGAAAAGAGGUUUGUUCCCAAAUACCUAGCGACGAUAGGAAUCGACUAUGGCGUCACCAAAGUGCAAAUUAGAGAUCGCGAGAUUAAAGUGAACAUCUUUGACAUGGCUGGGCACCCCUUCUUCUAUGAGGUUCGCAACGAGUUUUACAAGGACACUCAGGGGGUUGUCCUAGUGUAUGAUGUUGGCCAGAAGGAGUCAUUUGAUGCACUGGAUGGAUGGAUGGCUGAGAUGAAGCAGGAGCUUGGACCUCAUGGAAACAUGGAAAACAUUGUCUUCGUUGUCUGUGCCAACAAGAUUGACUGCACCAAGCACCGCUGCGUGGAUGAGAGUGAAGGGCGACUGUGGGCAGAAAGCCGGGGGUUCCUUUACUUUGAGACCUCAGCACAGACAGGAGAAGGAAUCAAUGAGAUGUUCCAGACCUUCUAUUCCGCAAUUGUUGAUCUGUGCGACAAUGGUGGGAAACGCCCCACAUCGAGCAUGAGCGUUGGGUUCACCAAAGAGCAGGCGGACACCAUUCGGAGGAUCCGCAACAGCAAGGACAGUUGGGACAUGUUGGGAGUCAAACCUGGAGCCACAAGGGACGAGGUGAACAAAGCCUAUCGGAAGCUGGCAGUGCUGCUCCAUCCGGACAAGUGCGUGGCUCCCGGCAGCGAGGACGCCUUCAAAGCUGUCGUGAAUGCGCGGACAGCGCUUCUCAAAAACAUCAAGUAGAGGACAGAGCCAGAAAGCCCACCCUGGUGGACCCCAUGCCCACAGUUCCUGGAGAGCCAGUUGACCAGGGCAGCCCUCUCCUCCCCAGCACCCAUUACUGUCUUAGUAAUGGAGACUAGGGGCCUCCUCCUGUUUCCACUAACUGCCGUAGGAACAGGAGUUGGCCCUCGGUAGCUGCGUUUCACCAUGCGCCAGUUUCUUUCUACGGUGAGAGCUGAGCAGAGGAGCUGUGUCUUGUGCACCCAGCCUUGAGCAAGUUCCUGAUGGAGUCUGAGGCUCAGCUUCAGGGUUGGCGUAAGCAGGUACAGCUCCCCUGAAGCCAGUGGUGUUGCACUAGUUCUCACCAACAAUGGAUUUGGCCCCUGGUCUUGUUUCAGGUGAAUUCUUGAAUGCAGUCUCCCCGGCUAGGCAUUACUGGCCCUUGAGGCUUCUCCUUAGAUGAGUGGGAGGGGCUGGCUUUGAGCGCAUCAUUGUGGCUGUUUAUCCCAAUGCUAAAAACAGCAAGAGCAAUCUGGCCUACCCCAGCACAAACAAGUCUUGUGUGCUGUGGCCUGAAUCGUCAUCUUACAGCAUCGGCUCUGUGUUUGCUCUAGAUUCAAAGGCAGGACUCCAGCAGAGGCAGCUACAAAUACCUCUGAGGUUCAAGGAAACUCAGGUUAUGGCCCCUGAUUCCUUGAAACUAGUAGAGAAUGUCAGUGACCUCUGUGUUAGACACAUGGGAUCAGGGGCUGACUUGUUGGUCACAACAGGACAUAAGCCUGCCCAUUUCCUAGCCUCUUAAGUAAGGGCCCGAUAUGGAACUUGGGUGGGCAGUGAAUUGUCCCUGGUGGGAGAGAACCCUUCUCCGGCCAGACUGGGAAGCACUAUCGCUGGGGAGGGGAGGGCAGAGGAACGCAGCUUCUUGAAUGUGGCUUGAGUGCAGAGGCCUUUGCUCUUUGUGCCUAUGCCAGAAGCCCAGCGAAUUCACUAAAGAGAGCACAGCGGGGAUGAAAUGAAUGUUUAAAACCAAACGCCACGCGCCUGUGGGCUUACUGUCCGCAGGGAGAGGCUGAGCGCAAUGCACCAGGGAAUCCUAUGCCCUAAGAUUUGACUUAAAACAAUAUUCACCCCUGGCACACCGGAGCUUGCUCCAGAUUCCUGUUUCAGCAGAGUAGGCCUGAAAUGCUGAGCACCCUAAGCUCCGGUUGACUUCACAGGGAGCAGAGUGCUCAGCUUCCCUCAGGAUCAAGCCCUCUCCUGUUUGGCACGUCUAGGAAAUGACCCUUGAGACUAAGUUAUUUCAUAGGGACCAGCUAAUUCUGUGUUUCCUCGUGUGCUAAGCAGUAACACCUGUCCUGAGUCUGCAGAAGUCAAAGGCAGUCUGACUUUCACAGCCAAAAGCUUAGUUAUUUCUCUGUCUCAGAGCCAGACUGCAGAAACUUCACUCCUGGAAAUACUAAACCCAACAGGAGAGAGGUGCCUGAGGAAAGAUUAAGGAUUAAAUGGUGCUUAAACCUGCCUGGGGAGGAAAGGGUGCAAGGAACUCUAUUGUCCUCAUCCCUCUGCACCAGCAUUGCUGCUCAAAUAGCAGGAACGAUCUCUGUCCUUCUCCCCUCUCAGACUGCAAGUUGCUGGGGGCUCAGGCACCAGCCCUGCAUGGGUAGGGCUGCAGAUCCAGCAUCUGCUGCGGGCAGGCUGCUUUAUUGGGAAGGGCAUACUGUGCCCUUAAAGGGUGUUGCUGCUGCCGCCCGCAUAAAGCCACUCCCACCGCUCACCGAAGGCAGGCUCAAGGCAGGCCAGCCCAGAAGAAACACUGCAGGAUUUGCCCCAUUCACUACGAUCCUAGAGCCUGGGAGGUUUCCAGUUCUGUUGUCACUAAGCGGAGGCCAGAUGUUCUUCUUGUAGUCACACCUGGAUAAUGAUGGCAUGAAUGUCCCUUCAUAUAUGACAAGGCCCAUCUACCCAGAGUUGUCGUCAUUGCCAUAUCCUCCCAGUUACAGCCUGAAAUCUCCCACCAUGGGCUUUCUCUGGCUCGCUGAAAUAACCUUAGCAGAGGUUCUGAGCUGCUUAAACCUCACAUAUGUGUCUCUGGCCCUCCACAAACUUGGCAUGGUGCUGAUUAAGAUACCAGUGGGUACAAGCCCUUCCUGGUGGGGUUAUUCAAGUGAACAGCGUGCCCCCACAGCCCUUGCACGAAGGAUGAGGAAACUGACACAGUGAGGAAUUCUUUCAGGAAAAUACUGGCCAAGGUUUUGUUGUGCACCUCUGAAAACAGACCCCCUUCUUUUGGCACCCAAGUCUUGCACAAUUUGUUCAUUCCCUUUAAAAUUCCUCCACUACAAAUCUGCAUGCAAGGAAUGCAACUUCCUAGGGGUACCAGAGCAAAUGGAGUUAGGACAUUUGUGAGACUGGAGGUGCGUGCUUGUGUCUGUGAUGGUGCUGGAAAUAGCAAUCAUCUCUGGUCAGGCUUCUCCCAGGGGAGUGAAACCACUGCAGGUCAUUUUAUGAUGGUGUGAAGGGAAUGCUUUAGCUCUUACGAAAUGUCCAGGGUGAGACUUCCAAGCCAAAAAUGAGAGCACCACCCGUUGUAUAUUGAUCCACCUGUGCACUUUAAACUUUGACACUGUGUCAUAUGUUAUGUGGAGAGUAAGCUUUGCUUGUGGGUAUAUUUUCUCUCACUUCAAAUAAGUCUCUCCCCCUGCUUAACCUGUUAGAUUAGAAGGUCAGUCUUCUGACCAUUGUGAAUGUCGUGCAAGAUAAAAUUGCCAUAAACCCGGGUGCAGCUUCUUUGUAUUUUCACAUCCUUUUUUCUUUGUCUUGCAUAUUGUGUUGCAUUCUGGGCAUCUCAUUUAGUGAGAGUUCUCCUGACAUCAUGAUCUAAUUCUUACAAGGCUGCUGUCAGUACUUUAGGCUCAGAAUUUGGCCAUUGUGCUCCUGAGAAACUAUAGCCAUGAUUUUUGCUGGAACCACACACAAAGCUGUGAGCUCCCCCUAUGGGUCUGCAACAGCUAAUCAGCUUUCUUCCUUGCAUUUUCAUGGGUGCCAUCUAGAAAAAGACAAUCAGUAGGGGACAGAGGCUUGAAGCUAUGAAAGUACUGAACAGUGGGAAAUAAAAGCAAAUUAAAGACAAAUUCCACACACGCAUCCCCACAAUAGAGUUUUCCAUUCUUAAAAUCCAUUAUUUCAUGCAGUUGGUGCAAUUCAAGACAUCCUUUCCCUCUCACUUUCAAGGCAACUUUUCUGUCUCCCCCCCCCAGUGCUGUCAAAGGCAAUGUAAAGGUUGAUUUUUUGUUUGUUUGUUUGGCUGUGAAUUUCAUAAGACUACCUUAUUUUGAUCUACACCAGGUUUCUGAUGCCAGAUUGCAGGGAGAUUAGGCGGGGGUGGGGGAGGGAGAUCUGCUGAAAAGCAGCUGUUUUACCUCAGACAUAUAAAUAAUCAUUUGAGACAUUGCUCCAUAAGGUUAACUUUAUUUUUAAAUUUGCAACAUUUCUUCUCUCUGAAAGCAUAUUCAAAUGUUACGGGCCAGAUCCUGUGCUGGUGUUAAAUCAACACUGGAAUAUGUGGAGCUAGGUCAGUCUAUAUUCUUAAGCUCUUUGGACGCCUCCUCAUCUCCCAUGCUAAGGAAACCACGUGAUUCUGGCUUCAAACCUAGUUCUCUGUGUAUUUUCCAGGAAGGAAGGAUAAAUAAUUCUGCUGCUGGAUGGUGCAAUUCUAAGCCAUAAAGGCCAACUUCUAGGAAGAGUCUUGUUAAUGGCUGAUGGUUGUUCAGAAAUACUUCCUGUGUUCAGGGAUGCACUUACCCUUUCUGGUGUGUUGGAUAUAUAAACUGUGAAUGCACUGUGUUUUACUCUUAUAAAAAUACCUUUUAUUC